Molecule: messenger RNA, 1531 nt
Organism: Asterias rubens (European starfish)
Lineage: Eukaryota; Metazoa; Echinodermata; Asteroidea; Forcipulatida; Asteriidae
Product: amino acid transporter AVT1J-like
Exons: 8
Coding region: 89-1465 (458 amino acids)
Source: RefSeq, a predicted model, not a curated record
UUGAAUAUUUCAUGAUCGAGUGUUGUACGGUCGGAGUUAGUGUACGUUCUAGCAUAGAGAAAGGGGCUGUGUAUCUCGUGAUACAACGAUGAAGGAGCGACACGGUGAGACGAUAGAACUGUUAACAACUGGGCGCCCUACAGAAACCCCUACUACUGGGGUUGACCAUGAAGACAACAGCAAACGGAACGAGCACCGUAAACUGAACAUGCCAGUUGUGGUGAUUAUGAUCACUGGGAAAGUCGUAGGGGGAGGUCUCCUGCUAGUUCCGAUCGCCUUGAGUAAUAUGGGUUGGUAUGGCUUUAUCUUCCUUUUCCUUUGCUGCGUGACGUCAGCUUUUACAGGAGUCCUCCUGUCCAGGUCGUGGCUCGUACUCAUGCGCUGGUACCCGGACGAGUACCUGGAUGAGAUCAACAGGCAUCCGUACCCUUCCAUCGGUUAUGUGGCAUUUGGGGAUGCUGGAAGGCGAGUGACUGCCAUUUUGACCGCAAUCUACGGGUUUGGGAUUACCGUUGCAUCCUACCUCCUAGUGGCAGACGUUGUUCAGUUAAUAUUCUUUAAGCUCCUUCAUGUGGAAGUUUCUAUGUGCGCCUUGAUUGCCAUUGCUGUGCUUUCCGCAGCACCCUUGCUGUGGCUUGGGUCACCUAAGGAUAUGAUAAUCGUGUGUAUAGUAUCCGGCUCCACGAGCGUGCUGGGGUACCUAUCUCUUGGCAUUGGAUCCCUGUUGGACAUUGGUGCCUAUCCUGACAUUGUUCCUGUCAAACCAACACUGUUUUCAGUACUUGGAUCUCUUGGUCUCAUUAUGACGGCAUUUGGUGGACAAUUUGUUAUACCUACAAUCCAGCACGAUAUGAAGAAUCCAGAGGACAUGCCCAUUUCAGCAAUAAUGGGGUAUUGUGGUAUCGGUGUGGUCUAUGCUACACUCGGUCUCGUUAGCUGUCUUGUCUACGGGAAUAUAUUCGCAGUCGUCGGUUCAGAUAGCAUCAUCGAUCUGAUCACAACAGAGUCCUUCCAGAUCAUAGCGAUCGUAUUCAUCUCUAUUCAUAUGCUCAUUGCAGGCGUUCUUUUAAACAAUCCUCUAUUUCAAGAUUUGGAAAACUACUUGGAUAUUCCUUACACCAUCACAUGGAAACGGAUUUUACUGAGGUCAGUCUUCUCAAUUUUGGUAGUGUGUGUUGCUCUUUCUGUCCCGAGCUUCUCGUCUUAUCUCGCUGUCGUUGGGGGCGCCAUUGCGGCAUUGGUAAACGGAAUUCUACCCUGUGUUGUGUAUUUAAGGCUCGCAUCCAUGGAAGCACCGGCCGGCAAGAAGCCAGAGGGUCCAUUGAAAUGGUACUUCACCCUAGCUAUUCUCACAGUCAUUGUUUUAUCUACGUGUGGUGGUCUGGUGUCGACCGUGACAGGCAUAACCAACCUGAUUAAUAAUGAGAACAACUCAACACUGCCAUGCUAUAUCCAGUUCCAUUAAACACACUGGACACUAUUGUCAAAGGCCAGUCUUCUCACUUGGUGUAUGCAUUAAAGGCAGUGGACA